AAAGAUACUCGAUUUUAAGCUUGCAGAAAUUUCGUAUUCGGGACUUGAGAUCUUUAGGUCAGGCAAGUAGGACGUGUAGAGAUGGCGUUGAAGGCUGUUUGRGUGCUAAAAGGAACCGGUGAAGUUACCGGGACCGUAUACUUUGAGCAGGAGGGUGCUGAUGCUCCAGUGAAGCUGACGGGAAAGAUCUUGGGUCUGACCCCGGGGGAACAUGGCUUCCACGUCCACGCCUUCGGAGACAACACCAACGGUUGUAUGAGUGCCGGACCCCACUUCAACCCCCACAACAAGACCCACGGAGSACCCACUGAUGAUGUUCGGCACGUAGGGGACCUUGGCAACGUGACUGCAGGAGCUGACAGUGUGGCUGAGAUCAACAUCCAGGACGAGAUGCUGACUCUCACUGGACCCGUCUCCAUCAUCGGCAGGACCAUGGUGAUCCAUGAGAAGGCUGAUGAUCUGGGAAAAGGAGGCAACGACGAGAGUCUGAAGACUGGCAACGCUGGCGGUCGCCAGGCUUGUGGAGUUAUUGGCAUCGCCCAGUAAACAGACACAAUCCCUUACUGGGAGACCUGGAACACACUAGCCUCUGCUUGAAGACCACCGUAGCUAUCUCCCCCCCCCUAUAGAAGGCUCUGUAAAAUACAUUUCUACCCCAACCCUCUACCUAUACCUCAUCUGACAGAACAGUGUGUCCCAAAUGACCCCCUUGUGUUUAUAUAGUGCACUACAUUUGAACAGGGUCCGUAGGACUCUGGGGCCCAUAGGACUCUGAUCAAGAUUAGUGCACUAUAUUAUAUGGGUUAGGGUGCCAUUAUGGGACAGAGACCCUGGGUUCUGAGGGCUUUGACUCGGAGACACACAGCCAGGACGUUGAGGUUGCAGGGGUGACCCAAAUGACUCCCUAUUUAGACCAGAGCCAAUCUGGUAGUAGCUCUCCCCCCCCCCCGUGCCCUCUGAUAGGCUAGGUGGAAGUUUCAACAUAUUGCUUGUACCUAUUAAUAAAAUUCAGAUCAAUUGCUCUACGACGCAGUGGCUAGGGGUUGUUUUGGUUUCUAAUGUCCGCAGAAUAUAAAGAGCUUAUUAAAAGUUCGCUAUCAACCGGUAUAUCUGUUGGUCCUGCUAAGACUGUCGUUGCUUCCUGUCUAUAUGUGAUUCGUAUUAUUCUGUUGUACGCUGUCCCAAAGCAGUGAACAUGUUAUACAUUUUUUUGUGAGUCGGAAAUGGCACCCUAGACCCUCUGUAGUGCUCAACUUUUUUUGAUCAUGGGGCAAUUUUGGACACAUUCAUUUUGAUGUUCACUGAGUACCAAGCUGCCAAAUAAAGAAAUACAUUGUCAUUGGU
Messenger RNA from Salvelinus sp. IW2-2015, 1344 nucleotides. RefSeq names its product superoxide dismutase [Cu-Zn]. The record is from RefSeq and is a predicted model, not a curated record. Lineage: Eukaryota; Metazoa; Chordata; Actinopteri; Salmoniformes; Salmonidae. Gene Ontology annotation, cellular component: nucleus; mitochondrion; peroxisome. Gene Ontology annotation, biological process: superoxide metabolic process. Gene Ontology annotation, molecular function: copper ion binding.